GGGUAUUGGAGUGUGUAUGAGGAAAUUAUUGUUAAUUUUAUGCUUCCUGGACAUACAAAAUUUAUCUGUGAUUCAUUUUUUGGGCAAAUUAAAAAAGUAUAUAGAGAUAAUCGUGCUAAUAUUAUAGAUGAUGUUGAAAAUAUUGUAAAUAGUUCAUCAAAAGGAAAUGAUGCAAUUCAAUAUAAAAAUGGUAAAGGCUUAGAUAUUGGAAAGGUUUAUGCUUCAAAAAAAUCAAAUGAUGACCGUAAAAAAUAUCUUUAUUCAAGAAUUCGUCAACAUGUUGAUGAUCCAUAUAAAGAUAUUCUAUGUUCACAACCUUAA
Molecule: messenger RNA, 321 nt
Organism: Ambispora leptoticha
Lineage: Eukaryota; Fungi; Glomeromycota; Glomeromycetes; Archaeosporales; Ambisporaceae
Source: the annotation of a GenBank genome assembly